Molecule: messenger RNA, 696 nt
Organism: Triticum aestivum (bread wheat)
Lineage: Eukaryota; Viridiplantae; Streptophyta; Magnoliopsida; Poales; Poaceae
Product: BTB/POZ and MATH domain-containing protein 1-like
Exons: 2
Coding region: 1-696 (231 amino acids)
Biological process (GO): protein ubiquitination
Molecular function (GO): protein binding
Source: RefSeq, a predicted model, not a curated record
AUGUCGUCCAGCGCGUCUGCCUCCACCUCCGCCAUCGUCGCCGACAAGGUAAGGUGCGACAUCGUCGUCUUCAAGAAGUCUCACGCCCAAGAGGGACCGGCAGGGCCCGCUGCACCAAGGUCAGUCUCGGUGCUGCCAUCUGACCUGAACCGCCACCUCGCCGACCUCCUCGAGACCGGGAAGGGCGCCGACGUGGUGUUUGAGGUCGCCGGCCACAAGUUCUCCGCGCACCGCUGGCUGCUCGCGGCCCGGUCGCCGGUCUUCAAUGCGGAGCUCUUUGUCGCAAUGAAGGAGAGCGACAUCGCCGUCAGCGUGGUCCGCAUCGGCGACAUGGAGGCGGGGGUGUUCGAGGCUUUCCUCGGCUUCAUGUACACCGGCUCGCUGCCGGAGAUGGCAAAGGAGGAGGAAGACGCCAUGUACCAGCAUCUCCUUGUGGCCGCCGACAGGUAUAACAUGGAGAGGCUCAAGUUGAUUUGCGAAGACAAGCUGUGCAAGAGAAUUGAUGGGAGCACCGUGGCCAACGUGUUGGCGUUGGCUGAGCUUCACCACUGCCGUGAUCUCAAGGACGCAUGCUACGAAUUUCUCAGCACUCCUGCAAAUCUUACGGAGGCCAUGGCCACUGACGGUUCCGAGCAUCUGAGCACAAGCUGCCCUUCUGUUGUCAAGGAGCUGAUUGCCUUGUGCUCCGCACCUUAG